Molecule: messenger RNA, 2403 nt
Organism: Medicago truncatula (barrel medic)
Lineage: Eukaryota; Viridiplantae; Streptophyta; Magnoliopsida; Fabales; Fabaceae
Product: FK506-binding protein 5
Exons: 3
Coding region: 75-2252 (725 amino acids)
Source: RefSeq, a predicted model, not a curated record
AAUAAUUAGUUAGUGAGAGAGAGCUAAAAACACUAUUGAUUGAGUUGGAGUUGGAAUUGAGGGUUCUCGUCUGAAUGAACAUGGAAGGUGGCGGAGAUAUGGAUUCACUGUUUGAAGGGAUGGUUUUGUUCAACCCUGCUGGCCAAAUUGAAGAACCAGCGGGGAAGGAAAAGGAAGAGGAGAAUCAACAACUCAAUCAAAGUGAUGAUGCUCCUGCUGCUGCAUCAUCAUCAUCAGCUUUGUGUUCUCAGCCCCUUGACGAGAAUAUCUUCUCUGACCUCACCCUCGUCGUCGUUGAUCCGAUUCAAAACGACCAUGAUCUUCUUCAAUCUCAAUCUUCUUCUUCGCACCAACAUCAGAGAAGGAGAAAACGAUCUGGCUUGAGGAUAGGUUAUGGAAGAGAUAGAGACACCACCGUUGAUGUUGAUGUUGAUGUUGAUCUGGAUGUGGAUCCUUCUCCUUCGCCGCCUCCUCCUCCUCCUCCUCCUCAUAUUCCCGAUUCCCUGGUUAGUACUGUUACCCAACAACCAUCUAGUGAUGUUGCUCCUGCUGUUAGUGUUAGCGCUACUGAAUUGAAAAAUGAGAGCAGAGACGCAUCAAACGAUGAAGAAGAAACGUUCCGGAAAAUAAGGGAGACGAUACAUGAGAAGCUUAGCCAUGCCCGUCAACUGCUAAACUCUGCAUCUUCUGCUCGAAAGGAUGCCAUCAGGAGUAGAAGAAAGGCCUUUCAGAAUGCUAAUCUUGCUUCUCUUAAAUACAUGGAACUUGAGAACCAAUUAGAACAAGCUUGUGAAGCUGAAGAUUUUGAAACCGCUGAAAUGGUUAGCCAACACCUUUCUGCCUCUGAGAAGGACAAACAAAUCUGUACCGAAUCAUUGAGGCAAGCUGAUGCCUUUAUCGAUGCUUUAGAUUUGAAAUUGCAGCAUGCCCUCGACUCUCACAUAGCUGCUGAGGAAGAAUCUGCAACAUUACUCCACCAUUAUGCAACGAAUGCUGUAAAUAAUGCAGACUCUGCGAUGAAGAAAGCAACAUCAUUGCAUUCAAAAGAAAUAGAACAAUGGUUUUCAUCAUCAGAAGCCUUGGAGGUUAAAAAGAUGGAGUUGGAGAUUGAAUCACAUUUUAUAAGUGAAGCUCAUACAGAACUUAAUAAUAACAUUGAGCAUUCAAUAGAGGAUGACAAAAAAGAAAAAGAGAUCCUUUGUAAAAGAAAGAGCGUUCUAAUGGAUGAAUUGGAAAAACUUCUUGCUUUAGUCAAACAGAAAGAGAAAGAGAUAGCUGACAAUGAUUCUGAUUUAAAAGCCGUAGAGCAUAAGAUAAAUAAUGUCGUCUCUGGAUUUGAAGAGAUUCAGUCAACCAUUGAGGUGAAGUAUGGCAAAUUGCAAUCUGUUCUUGCUCAAGUGAAAUUAGAGACUGAAACUCUGUCACUGAAAAAGGACAAAAUUGAUAACCUUCUCGUUCAGGAAGAAAGAAUGGGGGCAAAACUUAGGGAAUUUGCUAGGGUUUCUGAGGAGGAAGCUAAAGGAUACAGGGAAAUAGUCAAAUUAAGAAGAAGUUUGAUGUCAUCUAUACUGAAGUCCGGGGAGGAUAAAUUGAGACUUACAAACAAUGAGGAAAAGCUUUCUGGAGAAGUGAAAUUGUUUCAGCAGGAAGUUUCUGCUGCCAGAGGUUCCUUGCAGGAACUAUCUUCAAGAAAGUCGAGCAUCCAGCAAGACAUAGCAUCCUUCAAGCAGAGGAUUAUUUUCAUUGAUAAGAGAGUUCCAGAACUUGAAGCAGAAAAAAAAGUUGCUACUGCUGCAAGGAAUUUCAAGGAGGCUGCCCGAAUAGCUAGUGAGGCUAAAUCACUGUGUGUUGAGAAAGAGAAUAUCCAGAUGGGAAUGGAUACGGCCACUUCGAAUCUUCAAAAGCUUGAGGAAGAAAUUAAAGGCACCCUUGAUAAAUUGCAGGAGACUGAGGGAAUGAUCUUAUUGAAGGAGAAAGAGUUAGCAAUGGCUAGAUAUCAAAAGCUACUUUUGACAGCUGCUACUGCUAGAGCUGAAAAAGCAGCGGCCCAAGAAAUGGGUGAUGUCGAAGAAGCUAAUCUCCUGCUUGCAGAGGCUGAGGCUGCAGACUGUGAAGCUGAGAGAAUUCGAUCAACAUACAAUUUCAAGGCGGAAGACAUUUCAAAUUUACGGAAAGAUUUGAUUUCAAUGGACCUUGUAUCAAUUCUUGAUAAAAAGCAAUUGGAAAAAUUAGUUGUCACUUCAUCUAUUUAGCUGAUUAUCUAAACAAAAUUUUAGUGGAUUUAUUGAUAUUCCAGAUGCGUGUGCUCCUAGAAAUUACUGAAUUCAGCGUAAAUGUCCAAUUUUGUGAUACGUAUUAUGCAUCUCUACAUUUUAAUGAAUAUUGUGUACGAUAUUGGUGCAA